AUGGUGACCGCCGGAGUCACGCAGCUCCACCCCUUCCUCGCUACGUGGCCCCACCCCUCCGAACCCGGAAGCUGGCGGCUCGCGCCAGCUGCACGAACAAUUCCGGAGGAGGGAGGGCGGCGGUCGGGUCUCGCUCGGCCGCGCGCCCCGCCCCUCGGAGGCCGGCCCUCCAGCGCGCCCCCACGGCUCGCAGCGCUUACGGAUACUGAGCGCUCAGGCCUCCAGCCCCGACCCGGGCCCCAGCAGCCUCCGAGGCCGGCCCCCUUUCUGAAGGGAAGAGCUGCCUUGGGAGGAGGGACAGGGACCUGGGGGCGGCCACGGCAGAUUAUUGUGGAUGAUGAUGAUAGUAAGAUCUGGUCGCUCUACGAUGCAGGCCCCAGAAAUAUCAGGUGUCCGCUCAUAUUUCUCCCUCCCGUCAGCGGAACUGCGGAUGUAUUUUUCCGGCAGAUUUUGGCUUUGACUGGAUGGGGUUACCGGGUUAUAGCUUUGCAGUAUCCAGUUUAUUGGGACCAUCUUGAAUUCUGUGAUGGAUUCAGAAAACUUUUAGACCAUUUACAAUUGGAUAAAGUUCAUCUCUUUGGGGCUUCUUUGGGAGGCUUUUUGGCCCAGAAGUUUGCGGAAUACACUCACAAAUCUCCCAGAGUCCAUUCCCUCAUCCUCUGCAAUUCCUUCAGUGACACCUCUAUCUUCAACCAAACAUGGACUGCAAACAGCUUUUGGUUGAUGCCAUCAUUUAUGCUUAAAAAAAUAGUUCUUGGGAACUUUUCCUCUGGCCCAGUGGACCCUAUGAUGGCUGAUGCCAUCGAUUUCAUGGUAGACAGGCUGGAAAGUUUGGGUCAGAGUGAACUGGCUUCAAGACUUACCCUGAAUUGUCAAAAUUCUUAUGUGGAACCUCACAAAAUUCGGGACAUCCCUGUAACCAUUAUGGAUGUGUUUGACCAGAGUGCACUUUCAACUGAAGCUAAAGAAGAAAUGUACAAACUGUAUCCUAAUGCCCGGAGGGCUCACCUUAAAACAGGAGGCAAUUUCCCAUACCUGUGCAGAAGUGCAGAGGUGAACCUCUAUGUACAGAUACAUUUGCUUCAAUUCCACGGAACCAAAUACGCAGCUAUUGACCCGUCGAUGGUCAGUGCCGAGGAACUCGAGGUGCAGAAAGGCAGCCUUGGCAUCAGUCAGGAGGAGCAGUAGCUGUUAGUGACGAACGGUCCAGCGUGUUUGUACAAUCAGCGACGUCAGUGCCCGCCAGUCGGCCUCUCUUCGGUUGGUCAGGUUCACCGGUUAUCACUGUGUUUGGAACUAGGACUGAUGGUCAUCUUCGUGACAGGCGGCAGCUCUUCUAAGCCAGUGUAACUAUUUCCUCUUAAGUUUUUUUAGCUUUUGAACUUAAGUACUUUUGGAGACUCCCAUUUUAAGAACUGUGAAAAUUUUGCUACCAAAAGUAUUUACCCACUAUGUUCUUAAUUGUUAAUUUCUUGGUUUGGAGGUUUUGUAGAUUUUUUUCCUUUUCUUUCUGUCUUCCUUUCUUCCUAUUAUUUGCUGUAAAUCCUGCACAGCCACGUUCUGUAUCAGCACAUUUGUUUUUUUAUGCUUUCUUGGUUAUAACAGUUAUUAGAGUGCCAAGGCCGUCACCCACUGUUUGCUCUCCUGGCAGUCAACUACUUCUAAUUUCCAGUUAAGCCAGUUGUUUUUAGUUUUGGCUGUUGUCUUUCUACCCAUUAUAGUCUUUGGAAUAAAAUUUCAAUUUCAGUGAGUUGAA
Messenger RNA from Odocoileus virginianus texanus, 1756 nucleotides. The record is from RefSeq and is a predicted model, not a curated record. Lineage: Eukaryota; Metazoa; Chordata; Mammalia; Artiodactyla; Cervidae.